This is a messenger RNA of Daldinia childiae, 3702 nucleotides long. RefSeq names its product Serine/threonine-protein kinase ssp1. The record is from RefSeq and is a predicted model, not a curated record. Gene Ontology annotation, biological process: protein phosphorylation. Gene Ontology annotation, molecular function: ATP binding; protein kinase activity. Lineage: Eukaryota; Fungi; Ascomycota; Sordariomycetes; Xylariales; Hypoxylaceae. The transcript has 2 exons. Bases 1 to 3702 code for a protein of 1233 amino acids.
AUGGAUCCGCAGCAACCGAACCAACCUCAUCAACUCCUUACCGACAAUAAUCCACCUUUCUCUUCCGUUCCUUCUAGGACUGCGAAUAGUACCCCGACUUCCUCCCCGGGCCUGUUCAGCCCUACGAACCCUCGUCCCAAUGCCUUCUUCCCCCAUUCCGCCUCCGAGGCUUCUACGCCGAUGGCUACCACGGCUAGUCCCUAUCUGCACCCGCUGCAGAAUCAUAGAGUCCGAGAGACACAUAAAGCCCUCGUUGACUUGAACCUAAUGACAGGACGAAAGAUCAUCAACCAAUAUGAAGUGAUAGAAGAACUUGGCCGGGGUGUACACGGCAAGGUGAAACUGGCCCGAAACUUGGAGACUGGAGAGAAUGUGGCGAUCAAGAUCAUCCCCAGGUUCUCUAAGAAGCGCCGCCUGGGGAAAGUUACUGCGUCUCCCCAGGACAAGACGAAACGAGAGAUUGCUAUCCUGAAAAAGAUCCGCCAUCCUAAUGUCGUCGCCCUUCUGGAAAUCAUCGACGAUCCGGAGUUAAAGAAGAUCUACAUGGUCUUGGAACAUGUCGAACUAGGAGAGGUUGUCUGGCGGAAGAAGGGAUUACCCUACAUCUGUAGCAUCGAGAGACGAAGGAUUGAGAAAGAAGUCCGAGGGGAACUGAGUACCGAAGAAGAAGAACGCUAUAUUCAGCUUCUCGAAAGACGGCAGGCUCUCAAUGACGUGAAGAGGGCAAAGAUGAUGCAGACUCAGAAGGGCCCGGAUGAUUUUUGGAGCAUCGAGUACGGCGCCGCAAACGAUGACGACUCCGAAGGCCAACCGCGCUCCUUAGGAAGAGCAGGGAGCGAGCUUAUCCGUUCAAACAGAAUAGCUUCAUCUAGGACUGGAUCAAGAGCCACCUCCCCGACUCGUUCGCACGCUCAAUCUGCACCUUCAGGUUCUCGCGCGGGUACACCAUUACCCUCGGAAUACGAUGCCUCUUCAGUUGGUAUAGACGGCGAAAGCGACAUCGAGACUCCUGGGCCCCUGCGUUCUCAUCCCGGAUCAUCAGCUGCACUAGAUAGGACCAUCGCUUCGGCGUUUCCUGAGGAUGCUAUGUUUCGUGGUCGAUCUCCGAGUAUGGCUGACUCUAUCAUUUCCCAUAUGUCAUCGGUUGAUUGUAACCAACAACCGCAUGACCCCUUCGCCGAUGACUAUUCCUAUGUUCCUUGCUUCACAAUCGAUCACGCCCGUGCUACUUUCAGGGAUACUGUGCUGGGAUUAGAAUAUUUACACUACGAAGGAGUAGUCCAUCGUGAUAUCAAGCCGGCCAACCUCUUAUGGACUCGAGACCAUAGAGUAAAAAUUUCCGACUUUGGUGUUUCCUAUUUUGGCCGACCGAUUCGUGAGGGUGAACCCGAUGAGCUCGUAUCGGAAUCCGAGGCUCGCGACUUCGAUGACGAUCUUGAAUUAGCCAAGACCGUUGGCACGCCUGCCUUCUUUGCACCAGAGCUAUGUUAUACGGACAUAAGCGAAGAACAACCGAAAAUCUCGGAACAAAUUGACGUAUGGUCUCUAGGAGUGACGCUCUACUGCCUAAUCUACGCCCGCAUCCCAUUCAUGGCCGAGGACGAAUUCCAGAUGUUUCACAAGAUCGCCAAGGAGGAUGUAUAUAUCCCACGCCGCCGACUUAAGCCGGUCGAUCCUCAGCAUUCCCCGUCGUCUAUGUCUUUAUACAAACGUGUUAACAGCGAGCCGUACCGCGACGAUAGUGUCCUUGCAUAUGAAGAGAUUGACGAUUUGCUAUACGACCUCUUACAUCGGAUGCUGACUAAGAAUCCGGAGAAACGGAUACGGUUAAGGGAGGUGAAGCGCCAUCCUUGGGUUGUGCAAGGUAUUCCUAACCUCAUUGCAUGGAUUGACGAGACAGACCCUUCGCGUCGCACUUCUGGUCGCAAAAUCGAAGUCGACGAACGAGAAAUCACUCGUGCUGUCGUUCCUCUUACGUUUCUGGAAAGGGCUCGCUCGGUUGUGAAGAAAACUAUCGGCAAGGUUAUGCACCCGCGUGCUGAGAGGACGGAAGGCCACUCGAGGAGAAGGGCAGCUAGCAGCGCUGCUAGUUCCGCAGGAGAUGUACCUUCGACUAUAGGUUCGACUAUAGGUUCGACAUCACACAUUCGAGAUGCUCGCCGAAAGAGUUUACGCCCCGAUGAUUAUUUUGCUACGGUCCGAGAAAGUGACCAUCCCCUAUCACAAAGUGUUAGUGUAACUCCUCAGGAGUCUCCGGUCCAUGAUGGACCGGAUUCUACCCAACGUGGGUCGGUUUUGGUAGGCGGAGAUUUUAGACGCAACCUAAGCGGCUCUAUCAGCGAUUUUAACGCGCAACCAGAUCUGGCAGGACCGCCGUCGACAUCGACUUCUUACUCGUCAAUCAAGGGCCAUUUGAGUCACGGUCGCGGGCACGGUCGGACAAGAUCGAUAACCAAUGCAAUCCUUGCUCUCGCACCUGGAAGAGACUCGCAUACCAUGCCGAAUUCUCCUGCACUUGAAACUUGCAUUAGAGAUGAUCCAAUUACUGCCUUGCGGAAGACCCGAGAUAUCGAUUCGACGGAUGAGUCAUCUCGAUCACGGUCGGUAGAUCGUGGAUUGUUUGGUUGUGCCGAUAAACGCGCUGAAGCUAAGGUUGCUUUAAGCACAGCUGUAGCCCCUGGCAAUAUGGAACUCCCCAGGCGUCCCCUUUCGGUCCACCCACCGGAAAUCAAAUCAUAUACUUUUCAUCGGGGAACUGCCUUGGCUUCUCCUAUGUUCUUUUCUUCUAGAGCUGUUGGUAAUUAUCAGCAUGGUCAGCCAAACUCAGACCCCAACAUGCAUGAAAAUCACAUGGGUACCGCAGAGUUAGAUAAACGGCCCGUGACUGCUCAUCGAGCCACACAAGUGGAAGGCCAUACCCAACCACUCAAGGUAUACGACCCGUCUACUCCAGAUUCUCUUGCCCGAAUUCAUGAACACGUGAUGCGCCGCCGACAAGAGGAUGAAGAACAAUCGAGACGUGAAGAGUUCGAACCUCACGAAGAUGAUACUACGCCCAUUCCCUAUCCUUCUUCACCAGAAGACGAACUAAGCCUAGAACAUACCCAACCACCAUCUAGGGAAGAUACUGGAACCGCUGGGACAUCAGCUUCAGCAUCAACUGGCACGCUGAUGACACCUCUGACCAGCCCGAGCGAGUCGACAAGUCCAGUCGGCCUCGGGAGUUUACCAGGUCAGGGCGAAGAUUCACCCGUCUUCCGCUCAGACCCAUCGCUUCCGGCGCUGCUCAGCGGCGCUAGCUCUAUAUCUGCUGAUGCCGAAGGAGAAUUCCUUUUAAGGCCAGGCUCUGUUGACCGACCUUCCCUUAUUGAUACUACCGACUCAUUAACCCCACCUGCUCUUACAAAGGAGCCGAUCUCAGGGUUUCCUUUGGAAGACGAUGAACAUUUCCAAACGCUAUUACUUCCUCAGCCCCAGCGUUCCUUCGCCACAUCAUCCCUCCUAACCACAAGAGCAGUCGAUGAUGACGACGGUAGCGAUAGCGAUGAAGGUCUCGUAAUGAAGCCUAAGAAGCGGAAUCCUGUUAAAGACCACACCAGCUCGCCGCUAGGAAGAACAUUAUCAAGUGCAAAGAGACGUGAUACGCAAACAAGCAUCGGUAGCACAGAAACUGCCAAAAAGAUACUCAUGCACAGUCAAUAA